CUCAAGUUGGCUGCUCAGGGGUUGGGGGCUCAUCCGAGCACGUCUGAGUCGGUCGUGCCAUAUCGGCCUCAUCAAUGCCAGCAUGGUCUACCCCAUGGUCGGCUCCCGCCUGCCGCCGGGUGCAGUACGAGGCCGCGAUGGGCCGCUUGACUCUGAGGUUCAAAAGCGCAGGUCUUGAGACGGGUUUCGUUAUGUCAAGGAAGCAGCGGCUAAGUGAAUGGAUCUCCAUCAUGGUGAUUGGGUUGUUUAUCCUCUGCGUCUUUUCCUUGAGUCCUGAUCGGUUUGAAGCGCCUAGUGAUGUGAGAAUGUGGCAAUCGGCAGUUUUCUAUGGCGGCACGGCGGUGGUGGCCGUGAUGCUGAUCGUGGCAAAGGCGUUGGAGCGCAGCUGCUUGUCACCGCGCAAUGUAGUUUUUUGUAUGGAGAUUACCACGGCUGUUGCGAGUGUUGUCAUGAUGGUGGUCGGGGUCAGUGUUAGCCGCCACUACAUCGCGAGAAUUGUUGGAUACGGUAAUACCGAGGCAGUAUGGGGCCGCGAUCUUGGAUACACUGACGGCGUUAACCUACUUGUUGUCAAUCUGUGUGCGUCAGUCGGGCACCUGGCGCCAGUCCGUUGGGUGUUCUUGUUCCCGGUGGAGGUUGCGCUGGUGUUUGUGUUCGGGCUGCCGAUAUUUGUGUGGAGCAGCCCCUCUCCGGACGACGUCCCAAUAUUAUCCCUCGUUGCGGUAUGUUUGGCCGUUUUGGCGGCCGUUGGAAAGCGGCAUAGUGAAUUGAAUGACAGGCUCCUCUUCAAGAGCUUGCUGUCUGAAAAGAAAUUGAGGUUCGAGGCCGAACACGUGCUUGCUGUUCAACAGGAGUCGGCUGGCGCCGCAAACGGCACGGACACCCUCGCGGCGACCUCCGCGAUGGGCUCUUUUCCGGAGACGACGUCCACGGCGUUUCCCGUCGAGGUGGAUCAGACUGGCGGCUCGGCGAAGCUGCGUGAAAUUGGUAUCAGAGAGCAGUGGCUGAUCGAGGAUACUGAAGUCAAGGCACUGCCUGACCGAGUUCUUGGCAGAGGCGGGUUCGGCCUUGUGACCCUAGGAGUCUACCACAACACGCCCGUCGCUCUAAAGACGCCCCAGCAGGACUUCGCAACGAACGUUGUCAGCCUCCAUGCGCUCUGCAACGAGCUGCGGAUCCUUCGCCGGCUCCGGCACCCUAACAUCGUGUUUUUUUAUGGAGCCAUCUUGGGCGACAGCUUCGUGCGACUCUGCCUCGUGCUCGAGCGUAUCGACGGUGUGAACCUGGGGCGCUUCAUUCAGGCGCACAAGCUCGCGGGCAGCAGUGGCGGAGCGGGGGAUCCGCAGCGCCGUCCCCGCAGCAGCACCGCUAUCUUCAACGAGCGGAAGCGGAUCGUGUGCGACACUCUGAAUGCGCUGCGCUACCUGCACUCGCGGACCCCGGCGGUUGUCCAUGGUGACCUGAAGGACUCGAACAUCUUCGUGCAGCAGCUGUGCCUCCACGGCGACACCGUGGCGCGCGCGAAGCUGCUGGACUUCGGCCUCGCGCGCCUGCUCACCCGCUCGGCGGAGCCCAUGGGCGGCACCGCGCAGUGGAGCGCCCCCGAGCUUUUCGGGAAGAGAGGGAAUCGGCCAGACAGGGCAGCGGAUGUCUAUUCUGUCGGCCUGCUGAUGUUCUUCAUCUCCACUGGGGCGAAGCCCUUCGGGGGCGCGGCUGCCACAGAGAGUGGCUUCCCUCGAUCGUGGCCUCCAACAAUCGCUGGAAGACGACCUCGCUAUCGAGGCCUCCCUCCAUCGUGGCCCGACGACCUGCAGAGCCUGCAGUGCUGGCACUGGUGCAUGGCGUCGGUGGAGCAGUGCACGCAGACGCGGCCAGAGCAGCGCCCGACCGUCGAGGCUGUCUCCGAUGAGCUCGAUCGAGGGCUCGACAUCUCAAGCCAGGGCGGAGCCAGCGAUGCGAAGAGCGACGGUGAUCCCAGCUUCCGCCGCCCGGAGCAGGCGGGUUCGCUCGACCUUGCUUUUCCGCGUCGGCAGCCGUCCGAGCUGGCCGUCGUCUUCGACGGAGCCACUUUCGACGUCCUCGGCACCUCCCCCGCCUUCGACUCGCGCUUCGGGGCGUGCCCGCCGGGGUCGGCCGUGAGCGGAUGGCUCUCCCCAGAAAGCCUGGAGGCCUUCUGCGAGCGAGUCCACAGCUUCUGCACCUCUGGCAUGUCCCUGUGCACCUUCGACUGGGAGCCGCGGGGCCUCCGGCUGCCACGCGCCCCAGACGCGCCGAUGCCCCGCCGCGUCUCGGUCACGCUCUGGGCGGACCGCAGGGGGGAGGAGGAGAGAGUCCUGGCACGCCUCGUGCUUCCCGCGAGCCGAGACCGCGCCCUCCACCCCCCCGACGGCGAUGCAGAUCCCUCUCGGCCACGGUGCCCCUCCCGCGAGCCGCACCCGGGCGCAGCGCCAGGGCCUCCCCCAGCCUCGGUGCCCGAGGCCGUGCGUGGCCGAGGCACCGCCCCGCCUGCGCGCCCGCCCCUCGAGCCCACGGCGCGGAGGGCGAGGUGUCCCCUGAGCCUCUGACUGAUGCGACGAGGUGCGCGCGGAGGAGGAGG
Messenger RNA from Prorocentrum cordatum, 2596 nucleotides. The record is from the annotation of a GenBank genome assembly. Lineage: Eukaryota; Dinophyceae; Prorocentrales; Prorocentraceae.